AUGGUGCAGGUGACACAUUUGCAAGCAGAACUACGAGAGAAAGAGUUGAGAGAGACCAAAUUACAUGAACAGCUGAGGAAAAAAGAACAACUUGAAGAAAAUUUAAGGAAACAAUCGGCUAAGAUGGAGCAGCAGUUGACAAACCCGCGUGGACAAAUGCAAGAGAGAAAUGAACGACUGAGAGAUGUCACCUAGCAAAUGACGAUUGUCCGAGGGCAGUUACAAGAAAAAGAUGAGAAACUGCUAAUUUACAGAAUCAAGUUACUGCCUUAAGGCAACAACUGGAGGAAAAAGACCAGGAAAUUAAUGAAUUUGAAACAACUCUGUCCGCAGCUCAGGAUGAGUUAUGUGAACAUCAACGACAACAGUCCCCUGAGUGGUUCAUUUCAAGGGAUCACAUUCAGCUAACUAGUAAAUUUCUCGGCAAAGGAGGCUGGGGAAGUGUCGUCGAAGGAAAAUUUUGUGGUUGUUCUGUUGAAGUGAAACAGAUCCAUGAGUUGAUUCUUUCUCCUCACCACUGCAAAUUAUUUGAGCGAGAAAUGAAUAUUGCCUCAAGAUGCCGCCACCCUUGCUUGCUGCAUUUCAUCGGAGCUACAAAUGACGAAGGGGAUCCAUUGUUUGUAACAGAGCUCAUGGAAACAAGUUUACGCACUCUGUUAGAACAGAGAGCUCUUUCGUAG
Messenger RNA from Pocillopora meandrina, 680 nucleotides. Lineage: Eukaryota; Metazoa; Cnidaria; Anthozoa; Scleractinia; Pocilloporidae. The record is from the annotation of a GenBank genome assembly.